Molecule: messenger RNA, 1099 nt
Organism: Abrus precatorius (Indian licorice)
Lineage: Eukaryota; Viridiplantae; Streptophyta; Magnoliopsida; Fabales; Fabaceae
Exons: 7
Coding region: 60-767 (235 amino acids)
Source: RefSeq, a predicted model, not a curated record
UCCGCCUCUUCUCCCCUUCGACGGCGCCAUUGACAAGUUCAUUUGGAUUUCGUAACGAAAUGAUAAAGAGGAGAUUCUAUAAGCUUGAUCACGGUGAUCGUGAUGCGUCGAAUGCGUCGUCUUCAUCUUCAGAAUCCGAGGUUGAAGUUGAAGCUGAAUCUACUGAAGAAUCAGAGGAUGAUGAAAUAGUUGAAGUGAAACAGGAUGAUGAUGAAGUUGGCUCUACGUCUUCUGGGUAUGAAAGUGAGGAUAGUUCUGCGAAUGAUGUUAAUGUGAACUCAGCAGGUCUGCUAUCUAGUGAAGAUGAUGCUGGAACUAUAAAUGAAAGACAAAUUCUUAUUAACAGGGAGUUACCUAGUCAAUCUGAUUUGGAAAAGUCUAAUGUUUUGGCUGAAAAGAAAUCCUUACCAUCAGCUAUGCCAUCCUAUGUCUUAAAAUGCAAAUCGGUAUUUAAGUGCAGGAUAUGUCCUCGGAUUAUUUGUUUGUCUGAGGACACCUUGCGGGAUCAUCUGCAGUCAAAGAGACAUGCUCGAUCCGAAAAACUACUUAUUGAAGGUAGACUUAAGGCUAUGCUUAACAGUGAUGGGGAAAUUGAGGACCAAGAGGUCUCAGAGAUCCAAACCAAUGAUACUGAGGAUAAUGCAAAGAAGAAUUACAAAGGACCGAAGCAGCAUGAAAAGAGAUUGAGAAAGAAGAAGAGUGACAAAGCUAACACAAGAAAAAAGCUAUCAACAAAGGGGCCAACCAAGAGAAGGCGAAAGAAAUGAGAACUCAAUGUGUAGUUUUCACCGUUGCGUGGAGCAAAUUUUCCCACUACUACCAAUUGCCUUAGGGUGCGUAGUCAGUGUAGUCUGGUACAUGCUCUCCAGAUGGCACCUUUUGAACCCUGUAAUCCUUCCCCUUCUGUUUGAUAGUUUCCUCUUUCUCCAUCCCAUUUGAAUUGUUCAAUAUUGCUCUCCUCUUCCUACAAUGUCAGAUCAUUUGAUUUAGUUUUUUCUUUCUCUCUUUCUAUUGAGCAUAUUCACGUAGCCAACUUCACAGUUGCCAUGUAAAUUGUAAAAAUUAUUCAGAUGAUAUAUCGAUGUUAAAUUGGCAUUGU